Etheostoma cragini (Arkansas darter) is the source of this 5405-nucleotide messenger RNA. It is a transcript of the gene adra2b, whose product is annotated as adrenoceptor alpha 2B. Gene Ontology annotation, biological process: adenylate cyclase-activating adrenergic receptor signaling pathway. Gene Ontology annotation, molecular function: G protein-coupled receptor activity. Bases 869 to 2446 code for a protein of 525 amino acids. The transcript is spliced from 2 exons. Gene Ontology annotation, cellular component: membrane. The record is from RefSeq and is a predicted model, not a curated record. NCBI's taxonomy places the organism in Eukaryota, Metazoa, Chordata, Actinopteri, Perciformes, Percidae.
AUGGGAGGCACCUCAUUAGAUUUCCGUCGUAAGGUCCCGUUCAGAAGUAAGGAUGCUGCUGCGCCUCUGUGAGGAAGCCUGUGAUGUGUGCCAGUGGAACAGCUGUAUCUUCGCAUCCCGGUGAACUUCUGAAGAGACAGAAGCACCAAGGACCCAGAAACAGCUCCUGAGACUCACAGACUCAAGCUGCUCUCCAGGGAUCCUUUCGCUACCGAAAGAUCAACGCGUUUUGACUUCACAUGUUUCUUCAUGCGCAAAACUAGAGAGCUUGAGGUUAACUUUGAGCUUUCUGUUGUUCGAUUGGAAAAGCUGCCAUCAGGAAGGCUAGCUUUUCAUUAGUGAAUCACUGUAAAUUUUGCAUUGUAACUUUAUUUCACUUUAUCUAACCAAGUCAGUAUUCGCUGUUCAGACGAGACUGUCAGUCUCCUAACGAGGACGCACGGAGAUCUCAGAGGAGUCGAGCUUAUUUACUCUCAUUCGAUCUCGUUCAUUCAAUGUCGCUUCGCUGUAAAUGACCCCAAAUUACCUUAUUAUAACUGUAAUCUUCUAAUCCUUGAGACAGUAAUUAACCCACUGAGAAAAAAACAACCAAACUUCGUGCGUAAAAGAAGUUUGGGUUUUUAGGGCAGAUCAAUCAGCGUUUGCGUUAGUUUUUUUUUCGGGUGGGAGGAAAUCUGUUCUACCAAGUGGCAAAUCUUUUUAAUUGAAAACAGUGAUCUGUGUCUUACUGCCGCAUUGCCCAGCACUGUUUUGUAUGCUUAAAAUGGACUUGGAAGAGAUCCCGUGGAGGAUGCAAGGGAGCACUCGUUUGGAAGAAACACAGGGACACAACGAGAGAAACUGAGACUCCUGGAAGGCUAACCCCAGCAUGGCCUCGGUUCUGGACAACGGCUGCUCCGUGGAGCUGAGCGCCUGGAACGUGAGCAGCGCCGGAGCCUCCGUGCCCUGCAACCAGAGCAUCCUGAAGCUCGCCCCUUACUCCCCUGAGGCCACGGCGGCCUUCGCCACCGCUAUAACCUUGAUGGUCCUCUUUACCAUCGUGGGGAACAUUAUGGUCAUCAUCGCUGUCCUGACCAGCCGGUCUCUCCGAGGACCGCAGAAUCUGUUUUUAGUGUCACUGGCUGCUGCAGACAUUCUAGUGGCCACACUCAUCAUCCCCUUUUCUCUGGCCAAUGAACUGCUUGGCUACUGGUACUUCAAAUCUCUGUGGUGUGAGAUCUACCUGGCGCUGGAUGUGCUGUUUUGCACCUCCUCCAUUGUGCACCUGUGCGCCAUCUCACUGGACCGCUUCCUGUCAAUUUCCAGGGUCACUUACGGGCGUCAGCGGACUCCCAAACGCAUCAAAGCCGCUAUUGUGGUGGUGUGGCUCAUCUCUGCCGUCAUCUCUUUCCCUCCCCUGCUCUCACUGAACAAAAGCGAAGGGGGGGAUGAGGGGAGUGAGAGGGGACCUCAGUGCAGGCUGAAUGAUGAACGCUGGUACAUCCUUUACUCCACCAUCGGCUCCUUCUUUGCUCCAUGCCUCAUCAUGAUUCUGGUCAACAUAAGAAUCUACCAAAUUGCCAAACAGAGAACACGCUGUCCACCAGGAGAGCCCAGGAAGGAUGGGAUCGGCUCUGCUACACCAAGUCAGCCUUCACGACAUGUCCAAGCCAACGGGAAGGAUGAUGAAGAAAGCACACCCCCUUCAUCAAACAAAACAUCCACUGUCAGACCCCCAACCCUCGCCAUCACUCCUUCUCCUUCCCCAGGAGAGACUCAAACAUCCCAGAAUCCCACAUCCAAUAAUCAUCUGCAACCUCCGUCCCCUUCUCUAGCCAUCACCCCUGUUACAACCUCCCUAGAUACUUCUCCUUAUGGCCCCACAACUCCCUCCUCUGUGUCUCAGUCUGCCCCUGCCAAGACUAAAGAGAAGGGGAAGAAGGGCAAGCGGCAGGGAGGGAAAAAGGCUGACAAUAACAAUGGUGACAGCUCAAGCACAGACAGCGAUAUGGAGCACAGCCACGGAGGAGGCCGAGGCAGCACCAGCAUGCCAGGAUCACCUGCAGGAGGGGGGGUCCACUCUCCAGCCUCAGUCAAGCGUUACCGGGAUAUGAUCGCCACUUCGAAGGGGGCUCGGUUGGUGCCAGGGAGGAGGUCAAAAACAGAGAACAACCCUGGAGCGGCGAGGCGUAAAGCAAUGGUUAACAGAGAGAAGCGUUUCACAUUUGUUCUGGCGGUGGUAAUCGGUGUCUUUGUGGUGUGCUGGUUCCCGUUCUUCUUCUCCUACUCCCUGCAGGCAGUGUGUCCGGAGACAUGUGCCAUCCCUGGUCCACUCUUUACGUUUUUCUUUUGGAUCGGUUAUUGCAACUCCUCUCUCAACCCAGUCAUCUACACCAUUUUCAACAAAGACUUCAGAAAGGCCUUCAAAAAGAUAGUGUGCAGUAGCGCCAAGGGUACUUUCUUUUAGCAUAUACAUCCCCUGUAUAGGACAUGGAUUCAAAAAAACAUGUUAAAACCAAUCAUUUCCAUUUCCGAACACUCAAAGGGCUGUCUAAAACAACUGUUGAACUGAGAGACACUCUUUUACAGCCACAGUGUGCCAAACAGGCAACUCUGACUGUGGGUUGCAGCUUUUCACCAGAUACACACAUACAUUCAGGGUGUGGGAUAAAAUCAGGACAUGGAAUAGAGUCAGCACUCAAUGCUUGACUGCUUUACACUUCAGUAUUGCUGAUACAAUUUUGAUCACAUUUUUUUUAUCUCCUGAUCACGUUAAAUUAUGGAUAAUGCUGGGGCACAGGGGGGUGCAGAAGGAAUGAAGAAAUGUAGGCUAUACACUCUUUAUAAACCUGACAGAGGGAAGCAGGAGAACAGUUGAGAAUGAACUCCUAAAUAAGAAUACAGACAGUUUAAUGUAAAGUGUAUAACAUUUUGUAGUUAUUAAAUUCGAUAGGAUUAAUGGGGAAAGAAAACAAGUAUUAAUAAGAAAAGUGACCUUAGGUUUCUAUGAGCCUAUGGCCAUUUAUUUAUGGGUACAGAGCACAAGGAGCACACAAGCGUAGUAGUUAUGUCUUACAUCUGCAGUCCUAAUUUGCCCAACUGCAGGGCAAACAUGUGUUCCCCGAUUUUUAUCUAAAACCCGCAGCAGCAGCAACAGCAACAACAACAACAACAAGAAAAGGUUUCUGACGAUUUCAAAUGUGAUGGCACAGACAAGGGAAACCUUUAACAUUGAACUUGAGGGCUUUUAUAAGGAAAUCCUGCAUAUCAGACACCUUGCUUGUGGCUUGGCGUGGGUCAUAAUGGACAAUCAGGUUCUUUGUAAGGAAGCUCAUGGCUUUCACCUUUUAUGAAAUACAGAAUAUGUUUCAGUUUGGGGGAUUUUGGACUUAAAAGAAAACAACAAAAUGUUAUUGAGAUGUAAAAAUAAGACAAUGUGAUCAUCCUCAUUUUCUUAUCUUAACUUAACCUGGACUUUCACACCAACGGACUGGAUUGAGCAAUCCUUUUAAAUAACAUGUGGCAAAAUUUGAGGAACCAUCAAAACUGUUUUUAGCCUCUUGAAUUUUUUCAAAUGUUAUUCACAGUAUCUAACAGGAGGUGCAUCCACUGAAGACUGAAAAAAACUAGAUUAUUAUUAUUCAACGUUAUUUUCCACAACCCUGAUUAAGAGGGUAGACAUUUACAUUGACUGUAAAGGACACAUAAACAAUGCAAUUAUGGAUUUGUAAUGUUUUCCCUAAUUACGCCUACAUGGGUCAUUCUGAGAACCAUUUGGUUGAGUCACUCUUUACCAACGCCUCUGGCACGUUGUCACCUGCAUUGGACUUCAGCAUGACACAUUUGGUUUAUAGCUGAGAGACAAGAGCAUGAAUGGUAAUUCUCACCAUGAGACUGAAGCUCUGUCAGCUUCCUUGAAAAGAACAGAACAUGUGUCUUUAAAUGUGAAAGGCCAGCCCAGUGGAACAGCACACAGGCUUAUUGACUCAAUGGGACAAGGGCUGUCAGCAGCAACACUUCAACUUACUAAUUGUCUAAUACUGCUGACCUGUAUGUGUGUGUGUGUGUGUGUGAGUGAGUGUGUAUGUGCGUGUACACGCGCAAGUUGACUUUAAUGCUUUUCUGUAAAGAGUGUCAGUGCCUCCUCUGGCUGCUAUGUACUGCACAUAUACUGUAAUGUUGAUAUGAAUAGAGAGAAACCAGAUGUCCUGGUGGAGGCAUCACUUUGUGAAUGUUUCUACUUGAUGGACAGAUCAGUAGUAUAUUGCUACAUUGAGUUGAGUCUUAUUGAACUGAAAGUCAGUGUUUAUCAGUACACGGCUAUUUAGUGAACACCCUCUAGGGACCAACGAGCCUUAUAGGACACCAGCUUGAUUCAGUGAUAUCUGGCUCUGUGUUGCUUUAAUGAAGCAUUUCUUUAUAUUUGGUGUAUGUGACUGGAGGAAAAGAUUGAAAACACUGUAAUUAUUUAUUUCAAACUAUUGUGUUUUCUGUCUGUUACCUAUUUAUUGUUCAGUUAGGCCAUUAUGCUUUUAUUCUGAAAAUCAAGCAACGUGGAACUGAUAUCAAAGAGCGAGAUCACUGUACAUAUUUUUAAUAUCUUUAAUAAGAGCUGAAUUGAUUUGUGCCGUCAAGCUCUUGCUUUGUGGAGAUUGAGCUAUAUUUGAGUUUGGGAUGUAUUUGUGUUGAAUUGAAGGAACAUAAACUUUGAGUUAUGUUCAUAAUGCAGAAUCUACAAUGUAACAUAUGUCAUUGUUUCAUCAUGUUAUCAUACAGCAAAAUGUUCAAUCCAAAAUACAAGCACAUUCGUGGAUGUACAUUUUUCAAGCAUACUGUAUCAGGAAAAUCUCUCUUCAGAACUGUUGAUAAACUUUUCCUGAAAAAGUAAUCAAACAUGAAAAUGUUACUAGCACCCAUAGCCUGUUUCAGUUGGAUGAUUUGCAGGCUUUUUGCAAGAUGCAAUCCAUACCACACAGAGAUGUUUAGAGAUUCAAAUAACUGAUUAAACAAAAUGGUUGUAUUGAGUGUUGAGCAAGAGCUCUGUGCUCUUAAAUAUCAAUUCCCUGGUGUCAUCUGAAACUGUUAUUUCCUCCCCGGAAAUACAAACAGCUAUAGCAACGCAGUGUUUAACAAAGAUUCAACAGAGGCUGUUUCCAACAAAUAGAGUUGCAAUGUUGCUCAAAUCCCCCAACCGUGGGUUUAUGUGGUGAGACUGCUGCUUUGUUUAUUUUAAAAAGUAUGAAUUAUGGCUAAAAGGUGACAGAUGUAGUAAUCUGUCUCUUGAUCACCAUCCUCUCCCUGAAACCGCCUGUCCUGUCUCUUCUUCUACUGUGUUUGGGCCAAACUGCAUGGUCCGAGCUUUACAAUCUUCUAUCUGCCAUCUGUCAUCUUCCCUCUCCAGUUUGGAAAUAAAGCUACUUGAAAAA